Messenger RNA from Juglans regia (Persian walnut), 2621 nucleotides. RefSeq names its product pentatricopeptide repeat-containing protein At4g33990. Gene Ontology annotation, molecular function: protein binding; RNA binding; zinc ion binding. Bases 46 to 2508 code for a protein of 820 amino acids. The record is from RefSeq and is a predicted model, not a curated record. Gene Ontology annotation, biological process: RNA modification. Lineage: Eukaryota; Viridiplantae; Streptophyta; Magnoliopsida; Fagales; Juglandaceae. The transcript has a single exon.
AAAGCACUCAGUGACCAUUGAUAUAUUGGACUGAAAGCUACAUUUAUGUUCAGAGUGCCGCAAACCUGCAAAGGUGUGCAUCCUCUUAGAUUUUGGCCAUUCAUUCAAGCCCGUUGCACAUUUUCUCCGGCUGCUACCACUUCUCUGCAAUUCAUAUCGGAUGGCUAUGAAAACGAGAACAAAGACCUUGAUUUCAAACUUUUAUUCUCAUCCUGCACAAACGUGCACCUUGCCAAGCGCCUUCAUGCCCUUCUUGUUCUAUCAGGGAAUGCUCAAGACAUCUUUCUCUCCACCGGACUUGUCAAUCUUUAUGCCAACCUUGGUGAUGUCUCAUUUGCUCGGCACACGUUUGAUCAGAUUCAGAAAAAGAAUAUUUUUACUUGGAACUCAAUGAUAUCUGCUUAUGCUCGUGUUCAUCGUUAUCAUGAAGCUGUAAACUGUUUUUAUCAGCUCUUGUUAACCUCUUGCCUUCAACCUGAUUCCUACACUUUUCCACCUGUGUUAAAAGCUUGUGGAAAUAUGGUUGAUGGGAAGAAGAUGCAUUGCUGGGUUCUAAAGUUGGGUUUCGAAUGGGAUGUCUUUGUGGCUGCUUCUUUGGUCCAUAUGUAUUCCCGCUUUGGUUUCUUAGGUGUUGCGCGUAAAUUGUUCAAUAACAUGCCAGUUCGGGAUAUGGGUUCUUGGAAUGCAAUGAUUUCUGGGUUUUGUCAGAAUGGAAAUGCUGCAGAGGCAUUGGACCUUUUGGACGAGAUGAGAUUGGACGGCGUUAAGAUGGAUCCCGUUACUGUUGCAAGUAUACUUCCUGUUUGUGCGCUAUCAGAUGAUAUCUUAGUUGGAAUUUUAGUUCAUUUGUAUUCCAUAAAGCAUGGACUGGAAUCAGAUGUAUUUGUGUCCAACGCCUUGAUUAACAUGUAUGCGAAAUUUGGGAACUUAGGGCAUGCACAAAGGGUUUUUGAUCAGAUGGAGGUAAGAGAUUUGGUUUCAUGGAACUCAAUAAUUGCUGCAUAUGAGCAGAAUGAAGAUCCAAUCACUGCGCUUGGACUAUUCAAAGAGAUGCAACUGGUAAGGAUUCAGCCUGAUUUGUUGACAGCAGUGAGUUUGGCAUCUAUUGUUGCUCAAUUAAGUGAUCAUCGAAAUAGUCAGUCUGUUCAUGGAUUUGUUGUAAGGAGAGGUUGGCUUAUGAAAGAUGUUAUCAUUGGAAAUGCUGUUGCAGAUAUGUAUGCAAAAGCUGGUUCUGUAGAUUCUGCUCGCAGAGUCUUUGAAGGACUUCCUGUCAAAGAUGUGAUUUCAUGGAAUACCUUAAUCACCUGUUAUGCUCAAAAUGGUCUUGCAAGUGAGGCGAUUGAAUUUUACCAUAUGAUGGUAGAGCACAUAGAGAUAAUUCCUAACCAAGGUACUUGGGUGAGUAUUCUACCAGCAUAUUCCCAUGUAGGGGCCUUGCAACAAGGUAUGAAAAUUCAUGGCCGUGUGAUUAAGAACUGUCUCUACUUGGAUGUCUUUGUGGGUACCUGCCUGAUUGACAUGUACGGAAAAUGUGGAAAAUUAGAUGAUGCAAUGUCCUUAUUUUAUCAAGUGCCCAGGAAGAGUUCAGUUCCUUGGAACGCCAUAAUAUCCUGUCAUGGAAUUCAUGGGCAUGGUGAGAAAGCUCUGAAGCUAUUUAACGAAAUGAUAGACGACGGGGUAAAGCCAGAUCAUGUAACCUUUGUAUCUUUAUUAGCGGCUUGUAGCCAUUCAGGUUUGGUUGAUGAGGGUCAAUGGUGCUUCAAUGUGAUGCAAGAAAAAUAUGGCAUCAAGCCUAGUUUGAAGCACUAUGGUAGCAUGGUAGAUUUGCUCGGGCGAGCUGGACGUUUAGACCUGGCAUAUAAUUUGAUACAAAACAUGCCUAUACAGCCUGAUGCUUCUGUCUGGGGUGCUCUUCUUGGUGCUUGUAGAAUACAUGGAAAUUUCGAGUUGGGUUCGAUUGCUUCAGAUCACUUGUUUGAAGUUGAUUCAGAGAAUGUUGGCUACUAUGUUUUGCUGUCAAAUAUUUAUGCCAAUGUUGGGAAAUGGGAGGGAGUGAAUAGAGUGAGAUCAUUGGCAAGAGAUAGGGGAUUAAAGAAGACACCUGGAUGGAGCUCAAUUGAAGUGAACAACAAAGUUGAUGUAUUCUACACUGGAAACCAAACUCAUCCUAAAUCUGAAGAAAUAUACGAGGAGCUCGAGGUUCUGACUGCGAAAAUGAAGAGCCUUGGUUAUGUUCCAGACUAUAGCUUUGUGCUGCAGGAUGUUGAGGAUGAUGAGAAGGAGCAUAUCCUCACAAGUCAUAGUGAAAGAUUGGCAAUUGCAUUUGGAAUUAUUACCACUCCUCCUAAAAGUACCAUUCGUAUUUUCAAGAAUCUGCGGGUUUGUGGUGACUGCCAUGAGGCGACUAAAUUCAUUUCUAGGAUUACUGAAAGAGAGAUCAUUGUAAGGGAUUCAAAUCGUUUCCAUCAUUUCAAGAAUGGAAUUUGCUCUUGUGGCGAUUAUUGGUGACAUGGAUUAGAUAAUAAUAUGUUACUUGCAAACUUUUUCUUCACAAUAAGAGUUGGUUUAUCUCAUUCAUUAUUGUAGAAAAGAUUCAUGUCAAUGGUAUAAGGUGUCGUUUG